Messenger RNA from Caenorhabditis briggsae, 849 nucleotides. The transcript is spliced from 5 exons. The record is from RefSeq and is a predicted model, not a curated record. NCBI's taxonomy places the organism in Eukaryota, Metazoa, Nematoda, Chromadorea, Rhabditida, Rhabditidae. Gene Ontology annotation, molecular function: oxidoreductase activity. The coding region runs from base 1 to 849 and encodes 282 amino acids.
AUGUCCGUGAAACUAAAUACCGGCUACGAGUGCCCAUUAGUCGGAUUCGGAACCUAUAAAGUUGUUGGAGAUCAGGUCCAUCGUGUAAUCGACGAAGCUCUGAAAGCUGGCUAUCGAUUGUUCGACACUGCCAAAGUGUACAAUAAUGAAUCGGAGAUUGGUUUGGCGUUAGAAAACCUUCUCCCAAAGCACAAUUUGAAACGAGAAGACAUUUUCAUCACCACGAAACUUCAUCCGAAUACAGAAUACGAAGUCAAGAGAAUGGUUGAAGAAUCGCUGUAUUUGUUGAGAACCAAUUACAUCGAUAUGUAUCUUAUUCAUUAUCCGAAAGGAACAAAUUCCACCGACGAGGAUCCGAAGAAUAAAAUUCAAAGAAUCGCAACGUGGAAUGUACUGAACGAAUGCAAAGAUGCCGGAAAAAUCCGAUCUGUCGGAGUUUCAAGCUACGAAAUUCGUCAUCUGGAGGAGCUGAAUUCGUUCCAGAACUUUCCACCGUGUUGUAAUCAAGUCGAAUAUCAUCCACAUUUUACAAGAGUCGAAUUGAAGAAGUAUUGUGAUGAUAACAACAUUUUCUUCCAGGCAUUCUCCUCUUUGGCAAGACACAACGAAGCUCUUUUGUCUUCCCCGAUUAUUACAGAAAUGUGCCAAAAGUAUAAAGCGACUAGCAGUACGAUUCUUCUUUCGUGGGCUACCAGCCAGGGUGUCGGAGUGAUUCCUAAAUCUAGUGACUCAAAAAGAAUCGCUAAAAACAGGAAGACUAUCCAAUUGGAAAAAGAAGACAUUGCGAAGAUUUCCGAGCUGAAUAUAAAUCAACAUUAUGUUCGUACCACCGGAUGGCUAGUUCUUUAA